Molecule: messenger RNA, 1023 nt
Organism: Diaporthe amygdali
Lineage: Eukaryota; Fungi; Ascomycota; Sordariomycetes; Diaporthales; Diaporthaceae
Exons: 1
Coding region: 1-1023 (340 amino acids)
Molecular function (GO): monooxygenase activity; heme binding; oxidoreductase activity, acting on paired donors, with incorporation or reduction of molecular oxygen
Source: RefSeq, a predicted model, not a curated record
AUGGGCCGUGCAACUCUAGACCUCAUUGGCUUGGCUGGGUUUGGCUUCAAAUUUGAUUCUAUCUCCAAUCCCGAGGCCAAAUUGGUUCGUCAGUAUCGCAGACUCUUUGGCAUUAAACCUUCGCCAGUCACCCAAGUACUGGCCCACAUCAUACCAACCAGCAUUCUCCGUUUCAUCCCUACUCCAACUUUGGAGGAUGUCCGGGUCUCCACGGGAGCUAUCAAAGCGUAUCUCUCACGGGUCAUUCGUGAGAAACGUGCUACGAUGGCCGAAACAGGUCAAAAGCUCGUUGACAAGGACGUCUUGUCUGUUGCUAUGCAGGAUACUUUGCUCUCGGAGCAGCAGCUUAUCGACCAUGCCAUGACAUUCCUUGGUGCAGGUCAAGAUACUACUGCCUAUGCACUGACGUGUUCAGUGAUGGAACUUUCACAAAAUCUAGAGUUGCAGGACAGGUUGAGACAAGAGAUCCGAGCGAACUUGCCGAGCCCAACAUCUUCAAGAUUUCGUGCAGACCCGAUUGAUCCCGCACGACUUCCAUUGCUAACCGCAGUGGUCAACGAGACUCUUCGCUGCUAUCCUUCCGUUGAUGCAAUCGGAAGGGUCUGUCUCGGCGCAGAUGCCGUUGUAGCAGGACAGAAGAUCCCGAGGGGAUCUAUCGUCAACAUCCCAGUUGCGGCGGCAAACCAGUAUAGUGCAUUCUGGUCCGGGUCCUCGUUUGAUCCAGCUAAAUGGCACCCGGAACGAUGGCUGGACAACGAUGGCAAGCUAAAUUCGACCGGUGGUGCUAUUGAUCCAUGGGUUAUGAUGACCUUCUCGAGAGGCGGCAGGCAGUGUAUUGGCGAAAGGUUUGCGAGAACUGAGAUGGCGGUAGUGUUGGCUGCGCUAGUUGGCAGAAUGAGGUUUUAUUUCCAAGGAGCGAGUGGGAGGGGGAAGCCGAUCAAUGACUUGGACAUAUUUUAUGGGUUUACUGGUUAUAUUUUUGGUGGGUUGUGGAACACUGUAGAGAUCGUGCAGGGAUGGUAA